Messenger RNA from Symbiodinium sp. CCMP2456, 1203 nucleotides. NCBI's taxonomy places the organism in Eukaryota, Dinophyceae, Suessiales, Symbiodiniaceae. The record is from the annotation of a GenBank genome assembly.
GCUGCCGCUGAAGUGGAGAACAACCGCAUCAAGAAGCGCAAGCUUGGAAAUGGAGUUCGUCGCAAGCCGGCUGCUGCGAUCGAUGGGGCCGAGGCUCACGCUCCCGAGGUCAAGGAUGAGCCUGGUCCGAAGCGGAAGACCCGUCUCAACAAGCUGUUGAAGGGCGGAUCCGGAGGGGCCACAGCUGUUUCCCCUCGUGCGAAGUCUAAGGCUGCAGCUGCCAAGAAAUCCCCAGCAAAGCCCCGUGCCGUGACUCCGAAGAGAAACAAGAAACUGCAGGCGGCACUGCGUGUUUUGCAGGAUCUAAGGGCUAAGAAGUUGCCCGGCCUCACCAUCCCCGCCGAUGAUGAGAUGAAGAACCAGAGCUACACGGUGUACUUCGAGGGUGCCCGGGCUCCGGGGAAAAGCUCCAUAGGGAUCGGAAAGGAGGGGCUACGGUUCCCUGGCAUGCCUUUGAUGCUGGCAUCGCUGCUGCGUGGCUUGGUACCGGACAAGGAGCUGGAGCCGGGAAAUCCGUGGAGUGCACUGCUGCAUCGGUGUGAUGAGAUUCACUUGAUCGACUGCAGCGGAGCAGCCAUCGCCCGGGACAUCGUCCAAUGGUUCGCGAACUCGUCGAGGAUUCAUCUCGUGGAUUACAUGACCGAGUACUUGGACCGAAGCAACAUCAAGAAGCACAGGGAUCUAGAUGCUGUGGAGAUGUUCUGUGGGGUUGCCUCCAUAACCAGAGCCUUCCGAAAAAAUGGUGGCAAGGCGCAAGGCUACGACCGUGGCCGGGAUGCUGUGCUGGAGGACCUCGGCAACAACCAAGGCUUCUUUCGGGCCAUGUCUUUGGUUCUACGGUUGAAAGCUGGGGGCCUGCUUUUUGCAGGGCUUCCAUGCAACAGCUUUGCUUUUAUGUCAGCGGGGAGCCACCAACGAACCCCCGACAACCCGAUGGGCGCCAACCACCCGUUCGUGAUCACCGGAAACCUCCUGGCGUCCAGAAGCUGCCUUCUGUUUCUAGUGGCAUUGAUCAGGUCGACAUGUUGGGCAUUGGAAAACCCCGCCCGUUCCCGUGUCCCACUGUUCCCUUAUAUGGAGAAGAUGAUGAGCCUACCAUUGUUUCGGCAUGCUUCCGUUUUCUGGUGGUGUCCUCAAUUGUUUCUGAGCAGUCGUGGUCAUUCCGAAACACACAAAGCCACCCUAGGCAUCAUCAACUGCUGA